Molecule: messenger RNA, 656 nt
Organism: Spodoptera litura
Lineage: Eukaryota; Metazoa; Arthropoda; Insecta; Lepidoptera; Noctuidae
Gene: mgr
Product: prefoldin subunit mgr
Biological process (GO): protein folding; tubulin complex assembly; microtubule-based process
Cellular component (GO): cytoplasm; prefoldin complex
Molecular function (GO): tubulin binding
Source: RefSeq, a predicted model, not a curated record
UUCUUACUUCUCUCUCUCUAUAAUCUAUGGAGAACUACUCGAGUUUUGCAGAAUGCCGAUUUGAGAUUUUCAGAAUUUUCGUUGUUGUGCGGUGCCUUAUGUGAAAUAAUUAAAGGAAUUUAAGAGUUAUUUUCCUAAUUAAAACUCGCUGAGAAAAACUUGAAAAAUGGAAGGUGAUAAAUCGGAUACUCCUAAGACAUAUUCUGGAAUACCAGAGGCAGUAUUUGUUGAUAAUGUAGAUGAGUUUAUGAGCAAGCCUGAAAAUGCUGGUGGUGUGGACGUAGUUUUGAAGAGCCUUGAUGAGCAACAUUCAAAAUAUAAACACAUGGAAAUGUCACUGGCAACAAAACGAAGGCGACUCAGGCAACAGAUACCAGAUUUGGCUCGUUCUUUGGAAAUGAUUGAAAAGCUUAAAACCCAAAAAGAGGAAAUGCAAACAGAGUUUCUGCUUAGUGAUCAAGUAUUUGUUAAGGCAAAUGUACCACCCACUGAAAAAGUAUAUUUGUGGCUUGGUGCAAAUGUAAUGUUAGAAUAUACAUUAGACGAUGCAGAGAAGCUACUAUCAUCAAAUAUGGCUACUGCUAAGAAGAAUCUAGCUUGUGUGGAGCAUGAUUUAGAUUUCUUAAGGUAAUUAAAUUCAGAUGUUAUAGUGAAUU